This is a messenger RNA of Sclerotinia sclerotiorum 1980 UF-70, 288 nucleotides long. RefSeq lists its product with no specific name. Bases 1 to 288 code for a protein of 95 amino acids. The record is from RefSeq and is a predicted model, not a curated record. Lineage: Eukaryota; Fungi; Ascomycota; Leotiomycetes; Helotiales; Sclerotiniaceae. The transcript is spliced from 3 exons.
AUGUACACUGAACUGAAUACUGAACACGGAACACAUGAUCAACCAAAGCGUACGGAUGACAUGGACAGUUUUAAGGACGGAGUGGUUCGGCCAAGAGAUAAAUUUGGCUUCGUUGCACCUUCUUGGAACUACCACAGUAAUGAAGCGGGUACUGCGGAGAACAACCACGGUACCACAUUGGCAGAUCGCCAUUUGAUCGGUUCCUAUCGCGGCGCCGCCAGGGAUUUUAGUCAGGUACAAGAUUCACGAAGAAGCACGAGUUCCACAAAAGAGGAUGGCUUGAUUUAG